Messenger RNA from Zea mays, 606 nucleotides. RefSeq lists its product as uncharacterized. The record is from RefSeq and is marked validated. Bases 86 to 274 code for a protein of 62 amino acids. The transcript has a single exon. NCBI's taxonomy places the organism in Eukaryota, Viridiplantae, Streptophyta, Magnoliopsida, Poales, Poaceae.
AAGCAAGCAAGCAAGCACUUGGCCUCUCAACCAACGGGGCGCGCACACGCACACUGCCAACGAGGCACCAAGAAGGCAGGAAGGGAUGGAGUACUGCUACCAGUACAACAGCGUCAGCAACGCGGAGAAGGAGAAGAGGCCGCCGCUGAGGAGGGGCGGCGUCAAGCUCCAGAUCGUGAAGACCCUCAGCAACCUCGUCGUGGCGCCCAGCAACGGCAGCGACUCCAAGCAAGCGGACCGCAACAGCUUCACAAGGGAGCGAAGCUACAACUGAAACGAACUGUAUCUUCAGUAUUUGGAUACAGAUGUCGACCUUGUGUCUGAAGAACUCCGCUUUGGGACUCGAGAGGUUUUCUUAGCUUGUUGGACUUCCUUGUUUGCUUGGUCCACUAGUGAUGAAAUGGAACUGUAUGAUAAGUUCGUUCCCGUCUGUGUUUUGUUUUGGAAAGGAAGCUUCUAUGGCUCAUACAUAGACAAGGACUAAACGGUAAGACGAGUCUUCUAAGUCUAAUUAGUCCUUACCUAGUUUAGUGAUUAACUAAGUUUGUAGGAACUAUGUGUGGCGCAAUAUGUAGCCUACGCAAUCAAAGUAAAAAAGUUAUAGCU